Molecule: messenger RNA, 1394 nt
Organism: Girardinichthys multiradiatus
Lineage: Eukaryota; Metazoa; Chordata; Actinopteri; Cyprinodontiformes; Goodeidae
Gene: fbxo2
Product: F-box protein 2
Exons: 6
Coding region: 281-808 (175 amino acids)
Biological process (GO): glycoprotein catabolic process; SCF-dependent proteasomal ubiquitin-dependent protein catabolic process
Cellular component (GO): cytoplasm; SCF ubiquitin ligase complex
Molecular function (GO): ubiquitin protein ligase activity
Source: RefSeq, a predicted model, not a curated record
GGUUUAACUUGUCAGGAAAUUAAUCCAGGUUGCUGUUAGUUUUGUGCUGUAGCUGAUGUGUUCACUCCUGUAUUUGUGCUGAGUGCCUGCUUGUGGCAAUCUGCUGAGUGUUGCUGAACUGCCAUUUCUGCACUUCAGUGUUUCUGCCUCUGCACCUCCCUCAUUCUGUGUGCAGACCUGGAGCCUAUAAAAGCCUUGCUGGUGAGGGUUGUCGUUUUGGAAACAGAAGACCGUUUGUCACUUUCUGGUUGCCCAGUAAAUCCAUGUUUAUUUGAUAACCAUGGCUAGAAACCUACUGAAGAAUCCCAAUGGGGAUGAGCAGCUAGAUUUCUGGGAGCUGACAGAGAAUGGCGGGGACCUGUGGAAAGUGGAGGACAUGCCAGGAGACAGAGGUCAUGACUUCUGCAAUGAGGAAGUCACAAAAUACUUUGUAACAUCCUUUGAGCUUUGCCUAAAGAGGCAGGUGAUUGACCUGUUAGAGGAGGGUUACAGCCCAGAUCAACUGGAUGAUCAGCCUCCUGUCACAGUGGAAGACUGGUUCUGUGGCAGAACCGACUGUGGCUGCACCUAUCAGAUGACCUCAUGUCUGCUGGAUCAGAAUCAGGAGGUCCUGCAGGAGUAUAAACAUGGGCUGGAGACUCUGUACCCCGAAGCAGACUGCUCGUGGAAACAGGUCACUCAUACGUUUUCUGACUAUGGCCCUGGAAUGCGUUUUAUCUCAUUCGAACAUGGAGGACAAGACACCAAUUACUGGAAAGGGUGGUUUGGAGUUAGGCUCACUGGGAGCUCUGUGACUCUUGGUGUCUGAACCAGAGGAAGAACAAGAAAAGGGGAACUAAAACAAGUAUAACAGGGAUAAAUCUUUGUUUCAGAAACAAAAGGAGGACCAGUUUAAACAUUUAGCUGCUUUAAAACAUGCUGCAGUGGCUAUGUUAUAUAAAUUACUACGGUUAACACAUAAUGGCACCUUAACUUUACUAAUAUUUCUAUAUUCAACCCACAGUUGACAGCAAUGAUUCUUAAUGAGCUUCUAAUUAACCAUUCAACUGUUAAUCACAGUAAUUGCUUAUAAUACCUACACUUGUAACGCACCACCUCCUCCCCAGGAAGAAACGAUUACUUUAAUGGUGAAAAGAUAUAGACCAAAAAGCAACAAGUGCAUCAAUACAUGGGUUAAAGAUUUAAACUCUCCUGCAGAGGGUUCAUUUAGACUUACAAUUUUACAAAAAUGUUGAGGUCCUUAAUUUCGAUCGUUAGUCCAACUUUCUUUACUUUCCUUUAUCAUCCUACUGCAAUGUACUUUUAAAAUAUUUUUUGUCAUCAUGUAGAGUGCUUUAAAAUGUCUUGUUGCUGAAAUGUGCUAUACAAAUAAAGUUGCCUUGCCUAAAACAGUC